Helianthus annuus (common sunflower) is the source of this 1157-nucleotide messenger RNA. Its product is annotated as reticulon-like protein B1. The record is from RefSeq and is a predicted model, not a curated record. Bases 118 to 879 code for a protein of 253 amino acids. The transcript is spliced from 5 exons. Lineage: Eukaryota; Viridiplantae; Streptophyta; Magnoliopsida; Asterales; Asteraceae.
AAGCUGCUCACACAUUCUUUGCGUUACUAAAUAACAAACAAUACUUCUUCACAGUCUUCAUCGAUCUGUUUCACUUCUAGAUCCAAACAAUUAGGGUUUCCAUCUCACUUUCAAAUCAUGUCAGAUCACGAAGAUCACAAGUCUGAGUCGUUGAUGGAGAAAAUAUCGGAGAAAGUACACGAUCUCAAGAACGAUUCUUCCUCAUCCUCAGAUUCAGAUGACGAUAACAAGAUUUCCGCGAUGAAAGCCAAAGUUUUUCGCCUUUUUGGUAGGGAAAAACCGGUUCACAAGGUCUUCGGCGGUGGAAAACCGGCCGAUCUGCUUCUGUGGAAGGAUAAGAAACUUUCUGGUGGGAUUUUAGGUGGUGUGACGAUUAUCUGGUUUCUAUUCGAAGUGUUGGAAUAUCAUUUGCUAACUCUGGUUUGCCACAGUCUGAUCCUUACACUGGCCUUACUAUUUUUAUGGUCAAAUGCCUCGACCUUCAUCAAGAAGUCUCAACCAAAAAUUCCCGAAGUUUCAAUUCCAGAGAAACCUGUCUUGGAAAUUGUGUCGGCUUUGAGGAUUGAAAUUAACCGAGGUUUGGCAGCCAUACAUGAUAUUGCUUCGGGGAAAGACUUGAAGAAGUUCUUAUCUGUUAUUGCUGGCUUGUGGUUCGUGUCAAUCAUCAGCAACUGCUACAACUUUUUGACAUUGGUUUACAUAUCAAUCGUGCUGCUCUUCUCCGUGCCUGUGGCGUAUGACAAAUACGAGGACAAGAUAGACCCACUUGCAGAGAAAGCAUGGAUUGAAAUCAAGAAACAAUACGCGGUAUUGGACAAGAAAGUGUUGUGUAAGAUCCCAAGAUCGAUGAAAGAAUUGAAAGAGAAGAAGAAGGUUUAAGGAUACAAGUUGGGUAGGUGUGUUCCAUAUCUCUAAACAUGGUUAUUGUUUUUUUUUUUUUUUUUUUUUUUCAGUCAGAUAUGUGGUUUUAUGAUUUAGGGUAAGUGGGGUUGAUGAUACAGGUCCUUAUGAAUAUACCCUUCUGCCCAUUAUAUUUUCUUGUUUUAUAGUCAUGGUGAUGUUAUGUUUUAUACAUGGUGUUACAGUUUUUGUCCAGGUGGCACUUUGUUUCAAAACUAAUAUGAUUUAGUAGUAUGUUUGCCUUUGUGAGAACAAAA